CAGUAGUCGCCUGGCAGCUCUGAUCGUGCGUGCAGGUGUGUGCGCUUCUCCUCUCAGGCGAGUGGAGAAAUUAAGUUUUCCUAUAGUUAUUACAAGUUGAUACGAUUAACAAGUUUUGAUAAAAGUAAUUCAUACGAGUACCCGGAGUGCCCUGCAAAGACCUAUUGUCUUCUAGAAUGGGCAGAAGGCGGGAUGAAGGCAUGCUUCUCCCAGCAGUGGCGGCCCUGCUGUGCUCGCCCUCUCUGGCCGCCCUCCUCAGGCCACUGACAAACGGGUCGUGCGAGGUGGGCUGGUUUCCCUGCGGCGGGCAGAGUGGCCUGUGUCUGGAGCAGCGAUUCUUCUGUAAUCACGUGAACGACUGUCCCAGUGGCCUCGAUGAACACGACUGUUUGGACGACAAAGGGGACACCACUCUCCUCAAGAAGGUACUGAGCAGGCCCUUACACCUGUGGGAGAACCGAUACAAAUGCAGCUUGGCUCAGUACCCUCCGGAGUGCCACUGUCAGCUGAAAACACGGGUUGAUUGUACCAACCUCCAGCUGAGAGCAGUGCCACAAGAUAUAGACAGCCGCGUUACCACCUUGGCGCUGGGGAACAACACGAUCACACUCACCGCAGACUCCCUCAAUCGCUACCCUCGUCUGACUAUCAUGCACCUCCAGAACAACAGCCUCAAGAGCAUCCCGACGGGGACCUUCGCUGCUGUGCCCAACCUUGCCAUGCUAUUCCUGAAUUACAACGAACUGUCUACACGUGGCGCCGCUGGUGCACUGGAGGGUCUGAGAUCGCUACGAAGCAUUGAUCUCCUUGAUCUGUCCCACAACUCCGCGCUGGAGCUGGACGAGGUGGUGACCCUGGCUCGCGGCCCACACUUCCUAUUCAUGAACCACAACCAGGAGACUCUUCAGGGCCGAAAGUGUUUCCUUCUUCUGCCCGUCAGUGUGAUGAUGUUUAGACCACGGCGCUCGUACGUAGAUGUUGUGUGUAUAUUGUUUCUGGAGGAUAACUUGGUGGAGCAGCUGACAGUCACCACUCUCAGGGGAUUCACGGCUCUGGAAGCUCUCUACCUGCGACGCAACAGGAUCCGGGUCAUCAUCGGCGGCGCCUUCGUGAACCAGCCGCGGCUCCUCGACCUUGAACUCAACUUCAACAAGAUCACAUUCAUCGCCCAGGACGCCUUCAGGGGCCUCAAGUCUCUCGUGAACCUAAAUUUGAAGGGCAAUCCUCUGUUAGUAAUGGAAAGCGGCACCCUGAAACAGCUGUCGGCCUUGGACUCGUUACGUCUGGCCGACAUGGAGCUCUCCUCGGACCUGCUGUAUAACAUCUCCAAAGACAUCACACGCAGCCCUCACACUCCAAACGUCACCCAUGUCUACUUCAAGAGAUUCCGGUACUGCAGCUCCGUGCCCGUCAUUCUGGACUGUUGGCCCAAGACAGACGGUGUGUCGUCUUUCGAGCACCUCCUGGGCCACGAACGGCUGCGGGUGGUGGUGUGGCUGGUUGCCAUGGCGACGUUGGUGGGCAACCUCACCGUGCUGGGCGGCCGCUGCUGCAUUGGGGACGACAACAAGGUGCUCUCCCUCUUCAUACGUAACUUGGCAGUGGCGGACCUGAUGACGGGGCUGUACCUGGUGGUGGUGGCUGCCAAGGACGUGCUGUUCCGGGCACGGUACAACGAGCACGCCUACUACUGGAUGGCCUCCUGGCAGUGCACGGCCACGGGGAUCCUCGCCAUGACGUCGACUGAGGUAUCCGUGUUGAUCCUGUCCUUCAUGUCUGUCGAGCGGUGGCUUUGUAUCAGCUGGCCUCUGCGUGCCCCCAGAGUGUCCCUUCCCCUGGCCAAGGUCACGCUGGUCUUCAUGUGGGUCGUCGGUUUUGCUCUCGCUGUUGGUCCCGUGCUUCUCUACCGCGGCCACCAAGGGUUUUAUGGCACCAACGGCCUCUGCUUCCCCUUGCACCUGGACGACCCCUGGGUGCCCGGUUGGCCCUACUCUGCCGCGCUCUUUCUCGGCCUUAACCAGCUGGGAGUGGUGGUGAUCCUGGUGGCGUAUGCGUGCAUGUUCGCCAGCAUCCGUCACACCCGCGCCAACACGCCGCUCUCCCUCGACGACCGCGAGUGGGCGAUGCGGUUCUUCUUCAUCGUCUUCACCAACUGCAUGUGCUGGGUGCCCAUCAUUAUCCUCCGCAUCCUGGCCCUCGCCGACGUCGAAAUAAAGCCCGUCAUGUACCCGUACGUGGUGGUGCUGCUGCUGCCAAUUAACUCGGCCAUCAACCCCUUCCUCUACACCUUCACGACCACCAAGUUCCGCACGCAGGCCCGCCGCUUCCUGCUGGCGAGGGGAACGUGUCCCUGGGCUGCCCGCAGGGACUCAGAGUCAGAGGCUAUGAAGACCUUUUUCUCGCGGAGCCUCACCCCGAAGUUCCACAACGGCCGCAGCGUAGUCGUCGUGCAGCGCCACAGCUCACCCAGGCACUCGGCGGAGGUCCAGGUCCCCGACGACUCCAAGCUCUCACAGGGGCAGCGUUACGGCGCGGUGGCCGACACUCCGGUGUAGCACAUAAGUGUAUCAAUUAAAACACCCGCUGGAAUCUCCCAUACCUCAGCAAUGGAUCUUAAGUAAAUUAAAGACUCCCUCCUGUUUAUCAUGUCUUAGAA
Messenger RNA from Eriocheir sinensis (Chinese mitten crab), 2656 nucleotides. RefSeq names its product relaxin receptor 2-like. Lineage: Eukaryota; Metazoa; Arthropoda; Malacostraca; Decapoda; Varunidae. The transcript has 23 exons. Gene Ontology annotation, cellular component: membrane. Gene Ontology annotation, biological process: G protein-coupled receptor signaling pathway. Gene Ontology annotation, molecular function: G protein-coupled receptor activity; protein binding. Bases 177 to 2555 code for a protein of 792 amino acids. The record is from RefSeq and is a predicted model, not a curated record.